CGAGGGGCCAAUCAGAAGUCGGGGUUCGCGAGCUCUGGCUGGCUGGGGCCGCUGCAGGAUCGAGAGCCGCUGGAGAGCCGUGUCGCCUCGGGAUCACGGGUCGCUGCGGGUUAAAUUUACAAGGAGUGAGACCCACAGAUCUUAUCCUUAAGUUUCAAGUUUGGACGGAUGUAUGUAUCCGUGUAAACCAAGCAUUGUCGAGAUCUAGACAUGGCCCUCCAGAGAGCCCUCCAGAAGCGACAGCUGUUCUAGUUUCUGUAGAUGAAAGCUCGCUGUUCUUGAGAUGAUGCUUGUAUGACGCCAUCCCUUGAACCGCCAUCAGGAUCAUGCCCUGAAACGCAGCCCACCCGCAGAUGUUACUCGUUACCUACAGCUUAGUAUGAAGGGGGCGUUGGAAGCAAGCUAUUUUGGAAAAAGAGGGAAGUGAGGGUGCAUGGAACUCAAACAUUUGGUUCCUGAAGGCUGUUCAGAAGCCCUUCUCUGUGCCCCAAGCUGUCCCCUCUGUCAAAGGGACAAUAGCAUGGGUCCGGGGUCUCGGUGUGUCUCGGCAAAGUGCUCCUCCUGUUGUGACCUCAGUCUCUCCGGGAAGACAGCUGCUGGGGGGAGUGGGCCAGGAAUGGGACUAGGGCGUGCCAGGGGCUUUCCUCCCUCCUGUCUGCGAGUUGGUCUGUUUUCCCGAGACGUAAUGUCACACGGAGACGAUCAGCAACCCCAGGCUCUUGCGAAACCGACUUUCAGUGACGCACAAGCCUCUGCAUUAGUGGAAUCAUUAUUUGGGUUAAAAGUUUCCAAGAUCCGGCCACUUCCCAGCUAUGAUGACCAGAACUUUCACGUGUGCAUUUCAAGUGCCAAAGAUGCCGCAGAUGAGCCGACAGAGUACGUCCUUAAGAUAAGCAACGCCGAGUCCAGCAGGAGCCCGGAGCUGAUUGAAGUGCAGAGUCACGUCAGCAUGUUCCUGAGAGCCGCUGGCUUCCCGACGGCCUCCGUGCAUCCCACUGCGGGAGGCCACCUCAGCUCUCUCGUGUCCGUAGAUGGCAGCUCUGGAGUCGCAGGCUACCUGCUGAGGCUGCUGUCCUACCUCCCGGGGACGCCUGUGGCCGAGGUCCCCAGCAGCCCCCAGCUGCUGUACGAGGUCGGGAGGCUCGCCGGCAAACUGGAUGAGACCCUGCAGAAAUUCCGUCACCCGAAGGUAAGUCAUCUUCGGCGGGAGAACUUCAUUUGGAAUCUGAAAAACGUCCCCCUUCUGGAGAAGUACCUGGACGCCUUGGGCCAGAGCCGAAAGCGGGAGAUUGUCGUACAGGUCAUCCAGCUGUUCAAGGACGAGAUCCUGCCCAAACUAUGUCACUUCCGAGAGUGUCAUGUCACGUCACGGCCUUUCAUGUCCUGUGGUGAGCCUUCUCCCGCACCCAGCAGGCAGCACGUCCAGUUCCUGUUCCCCUAAGGGGUAAAGCACAUUGCCGACCUGGAACACCGUCCACAGACCCGAGGCUGCGUUCCUGCUCACUGCAUUUCUGUUCUGUGUUUUAGUAUAUAUGUCGAUCUUGUUCUUGAGGUUGGCUCUAUCUUUAUUUUCUCAUCUUAUUUUCGUCAUUACUAUGUAUAUUAUACACAGGAGGCUUAUCAGAGAACGAACUCACUCUGCCAUCUUGAUCAGAAUGCCUUCUCUUUCUUUAAUUCUCAAAUUCAACAACUUUUGUCAUUUUCCCCCCAGGCAUUGAAUAGCUCUGUCAUUUUUUGAUAGGCCAGUGGACAAGGGAUAGAAGCAAUAAAAUGCUUGCGUUAAGUACAGAUUGCAUGCUUGAAGAAAUGUAACUCAGUGGUUCUAAAAUCCCAUUUGAUUGCAUAAGAUGUACCAUCCCUUCACCUCUGAGGAGGAGGAAAUCUUGCCAAUGAGACUGUGACAUGGCGUCCAUUGUAUCAUGUGUCCCAGUUUCACAAAUGUGUAGUUUGGAAUCUGUGGUUUACAAAAAUGUUCAUUGUUUCUGCAUGUCACCCACUGGGCUAAAUUACUUAAGCACGAGUUACGCGAUCCCAAGUCACCUAGAAGAAAUCGGCAUCGUACUCAGGAGUGGAUGUUACUUUCUAUCACUCACUUACCGGAAAGUACGUGACUCACCGCUUCAUGCUCCUGGACGUCCCUGUGUCUCCCUAAUCCUUAGCCAGGGUUUUAAAUCAGAAUUUCUCAGACUGUUCCUGAGGGAAGACAAGUGUGGUUUUUCCCCAGCGCCUGCUGCGUGGUCCUGCCAUUCGUGACUGGGUCACACCCUGCACCGCACACGACUGACUGUGGGAGUCCGGUAACACCAAGCUGGUCUGUAUUCUUAAUGACAUGCAUGAUCACACUCUUAGAUGACAAAUUGCUAUAAACACUCUCAGUCUUUUUUAAACAUGCUCAAUGUCUGUUUUUAUCUCAUACACACUAGUGAGAGUUUGUGGACCAUCAGUGACCACAGACCCCCACUUCGACUGGUACUGACUUGAGAUAUCUGUGUCUAAUCUAGUAAUCAAAAGACUGAGACAGCUCACAAUUAUUUGUCAUCAGACUUCUUUUUUUUUUUUUUAGAAAUCCUAGGUUAAAAUAAAGACACAUCUGGCCCAUUCUAGGACUCUUGGAUUUUUCUUAUUAUUAUUUUUCCUUUUUAAAAAAUUUAUUUUUUAAGCCCUCUCUACGUCCAACACAGGGCUUGAAUUCACAACCCCAAAAUCAAGAGUUGUACACUCCACUGACGAGUCAGCCAGUCUCCGUUAGGACCCUUUGUUUCGUACGAUAAUGUGAACAUACGUAUAUUCCUUUUGAACACUCUCCAUUCAUUCUGCCAGCAGUCAGAACCAGGUGUUUGCAGUGGCCAGCCUGCAUCCUCUAGCCUCGUACUGAUCAGAAGUAAAGCAAAUACAACCACUAAAAUUAACUGCUUUUUUU
This is a messenger RNA of Mustela erminea (ermine), 2920 nucleotides long. RefSeq names its product hydroxylysine kinase (gene HYKK). The coding region runs from base 434 to 1441 and encodes 335 amino acids. NCBI's taxonomy places the organism in Eukaryota, Metazoa, Chordata, Mammalia, Carnivora, Mustelidae. The record is from RefSeq and is a predicted model, not a curated record. The transcript is spliced from 7 exons. Gene Ontology annotation, molecular function: amino acid kinase activity.